GGGACGGGACGGACGGACGGACGGACAGACGGUCGGACAGACAGACAGACAGACACGGGACGGGACGGGACGGACGGGACGGAGCCGCGAUGGAGAAGCCGCGGCGGGCGGUGGUGGUGACGGGGUUUGGGCCGUUUGGGGAGCACGCUGUGAACGCCAGCUGGAUUGCAGUUCAGGAGCUGGAGAAGCUGGGGCUGAGGGAUGACGUGGAUCUGCACGUCUAUGAGGUCCCUGUUGAGUACCAGACCGUGCAGAGACUCAUUCCUGCCUUGUGGAAGAAGCACAGUCCCCAACUGGUGGUGCACGUGGGCGUGUCGGGCAUGGCCACCACUGUCACCCUGGAGAAGUGUGGCCACAACGUGGGCUACAAGGGGCUGGACAACUGCCGCUUCUGCCCGGGCUCGCAGUGCUGCGUGGAGGGCGGCCCCGAGUGCAUCGACUCCAUCAUCGACAUGGACGCCGUCAGCAGCAGGGUCAGUGCCCUGGGCCUGGAUGUCACUGUCACCAUCUCCAAGGACGCUGGCAGGUACCUGUGUGACUUCACCUACUACACCUCCUUGUACCAGAGCCAUGGGAGGUCAGCGUUUGUCCACGUGCCUCCUCUGGGGAAACCUUACUCUGCAGAACAGCUGGGCCGGGCCCUGCAGGCCAUCAUAGAGGAAAUGCUGGAUUUUUUGGAGCACUCUGAAGACAAAAUCAAUUGUCAGCAUGAACACUGAGCAGCCUGGCCAGGAGCUCUCCUAGUAUUGCACUUCCAAAAAUUUUUCCCUGCUCUGAUGAAGUAUUGGGGGGAAAAAGAAAUAUAAAUCAAGCAACAGUUCCAGACCCAGAAUUGGAGACGUCAAAAAAAAAAAAAAAAAACCAGAAAAAAAAAGGAAAAUUCUACAAAUUCUGCUUAGAAAUUAACUUUUUUUGUUGUUGUUGAAUCUGUGAGCUCCAGCCUGAGCAACAAAGGAUUCAGAAUCUCUUCUUUAGGACACCUGCAGCUCCUGAUUCCCGAGGGGUUUGUGCUGUUCCUCACCUGGGCCAGCUCACCCAACCCUCUUGUGGCUCAUUCUUGACAUGAAAGGUUUGCUUCCAGGUGGUCUUGGGUUUGUUUCCCCCUCUCCUGACCCAAAUUCAAGGUGAUGGUGUGGAAGCACAGCUGGAGCUGUGGGGUUGGCAUGGAAAGCAGAGUUUGGUGGGCAUGAGGAGCCUGGAAUUGCUCGGCUGGAAUGGAAAAUUAUUUUGGGCGCUGAUUCCUCUCUCCACACCCUCCAGACACCUCAGGCUGCUUAGCUGCAGUAGAAGGGAUGUGUUUGGGAUCCUUUUGGAACCCAAAUCCAGCUGGAAUUUUUUAUUUUUAAUUUCUGGAGCCUGAUCCUAAACCUUUCCAAAUCUCUUUUUCCCUCUUGGCCACCUCCCUUCCUCAAGGAGCUCCUGUACCAAACACCUCGGUUCAAAUGUGUCCAAAACCAAUCACUGAUGGAUAAAGAGCUUUGCUGAGGGCCACUUCCCCCACGGGAGACCUUUAUCCUGGUGCUCCAUGCUGGUUUUGAGGUGAAGGUUCAGUAAUUUAUCAUUUCCCCAGCUGCAAAUUCCCCCCUCGUGCUCCAGGUUAGGAGAGCAACGUUGAACUGAGAUCCCAAUUCCACCUGGAUUUGAGUGGGGGCAUAAAAGUGCAGAUGGAAGUCUUCAAAAUCCCUGCAAAAAAAAAAUCAAAUUUCAGCUCUUCAAACCCAAUCCCACUGCCUGGGGAGCAGAGGGAAUUAUCUGAAAUUCAGGAAUUCUGCUCAGAGUGAGGAUUCCAGGCUCUUUGCUGGUGUCCCCUCCCAAUGGGAGGGCUCAGAAGUGGUUCUGGCUGCUCCUGGGGGUUUCCCCAGGGAUUCUCUUGGGCCUCAGCAGGUGAUGCUGGUCCUGUGAGGAGAUUUUGCUGCCAAAUUUUGAGAUUGCAGCAAGGAAAACCCAGCUGGAUUUGGAGCAGGACCAGACACCAAACUGGGAGCUGAGGCCUCGUGGAGAGGCCACGUGGACGGCGAGGUCUGUGAUGCUUUUACAAAUAGAUAGAAAUAUAUCUAUAAACGGCAUUUUAAACAUUUUAAA
Melospiza melodia melodia is the source of this 2082-nucleotide messenger RNA. RefSeq names its product pyroglutamyl-peptidase I (gene PGPEP1). Gene Ontology annotation, biological process: proteolysis. Gene Ontology annotation, molecular function: pyroglutamyl-peptidase activity. The coding region runs from base 90 to 719 and encodes 209 amino acids. NCBI's taxonomy places the organism in Eukaryota, Metazoa, Chordata, Aves, Passeriformes, Passerellidae. Gene Ontology annotation, cellular component: cytosol. The transcript is spliced from 5 exons. The record is from RefSeq and is a predicted model, not a curated record.